This is a messenger RNA of Fraxinus pennsylvanica, 2880 nucleotides long. The record is from the annotation of a GenBank genome assembly. Lineage: Eukaryota; Viridiplantae; Streptophyta; Magnoliopsida; Lamiales; Oleaceae.
AUGAACGGGAUUCAUCAGAAUGGGAAAAAUCGCAGUUUUGAGAAAACUUUUCCAGGAUGCUUGGGAAGAAUGGUGAACUUAUUUGACCUGAAUGGUGCGGUGGCUGGAAACAGGCUGCUCACUGAUAAACCACAUCGAGAUGGUUCACCACUCUCAAGAAGCCAAGCAGAUGAAGCAUCGAUGACUCCAUCUAAUUACCAAAUAGAGGACAAAGAGAUUGUGCCUGAAAUCUACAGAACUGGUUCAAACAGAAAAUCAAAUACAACGCCCAUAAAGAUGCUCAUUGCCCAAGAAAUGUCCAAAGAAGUAGAUUCCAAACACGGUCCGCCUAAUGUUGUUGCUAAGUUGAUGGGUCUUGAUGCCCUUCCACGCCAGGAACCUGAUUCAGCUGCACAACAAAGCCAUUUUAGAGGUCAUCCUCGAAGUCAUUCAGAUAUACCAGUGAGUUACUGGGAGCAACAGAAUGGAUUCUUUGAAUAUAUAGAGCCAAAUGAAUGCAGUGAUGUUUAUGAAAUACGGAGGAAAUCCCAGAAAACUAGUUAUUUGCGGGAUAAAUCACCCCAAAAAGGAAAGUAUAAUGAAACUUCAAAUGACAAGAAGAUGGCUCUCGUUCGCCAGAAGUUUGUUGAAGCAAAACGCCUGUCUAUGGAUGAAAAACUCCGCCAGUCAAAGCAAUUCCGAGAUGCCUUAGAAGUUUUGAAUUCCAAUAAAGACUUAUUUCUUAGGUGUCUGCAAGAACCAAAUUCAAUGUUUUCACAGAAUCUUUACAAUCUGCAGUCUAUCCCACCUUCUGAGACAAAGCGAAUUACCAUUCUUAGACCUUCAAAGAUGGCAGACAGUAGCAACUUUGCUGCAGUUGGGAAUAAAGAUGGAAAACAGGUGAAGAAAGGUGCAUAUGUGGGACAGUUGAAUGAAUUGGAAAAAAGCCAUCUGGGAUGUUCCCCACCAUCGGGACAGAAGAUUAACGAAACUCCCACUCAACCAACUCGAAUAGUAGUUCUGAAGCCAAGCUCAGUGAGAUCGCAAGAUAUAAAAGCUUUUGAUUCUCCACAAUUGGAAUCACCAAGGAUAUUACAUGGUGAAGACUUUUUUGGGGAUGUAGAAGAUGACGAGAAACAAGAAUCAAAAGAAGUCGCAAAAGCAAUCACUCAGAAGAUGCGUGAAAUGUGCUACAGAGAUGAAACCUUGCCUUCUUCUGUGUUCUCCAAUGGAUAUGUCGGCGAUGAAAGUUCAUUUAAUAAAUCGGAAAUUGAAUAUGCAGACGGUAAUCUCAGUGAUUCAGAAGUCAUAUCACCUGUAUCUAGGCACUCUUGGGAUUAUGUUAAUAGGUUUGGUAGCCCUUACUCGUCCUCAUUUAGCCAUGUAUCAUAUUCUCCAGAGUCAUCAGUUUGUAGGGAAGCAAAGAGGCGUCUCUCUGAAAGAUGGGCAAUGAUGACAUCUAACGGUAGCUUUCAAGAACAAAGACCUGUGCGGAGAAGCUCAAGCACAUUGGGUGAAAUGCUUGCUCUUUCUGAGACAAAGAAGGCUGGAACGUCAAAAGAACUAGGUAGUACUAGUGAAGAACCUAGGAAUUCUGAUUCUCUCUUUGUUAGUGAGCAAACAAAGGAUGAAAAUCUUGAUAAUUCUCCUAGGAAUCUCUCAAGGUCAAAAUCUGUCCCUGUAUAUUCUGCCGAGUUUGGCACCAGGCUCAAUGUAGACAUUCCAGAUCCAGAUGGAGGCAAACCAGAGGUUUUCAAGGAAGCCACAAAGACAAGAAGUGGAAAAUCAUCAUUCAAAGUGAAGGUUUCAAGUUUGUUUUUCUCAAGAAACAACAAACCUAGUAAAUAUAAAUCUGAAUGCAAAGAUGAAUCUCGCUCCUCAGGAAUACAUCCUGGGCAAGUAGGCAAAGAUAGAGGUGAACGACUUAGUGAUGAAGGGCCUGAACGUCUGUCGCCUGUUGAGCAGGAUCCAUCAAUUAAAGCAGCUUGCCCAAAUUUAAUUGGCCAGCAGGGCAUGACAUCUCCUGAGAGUGGACUCUCUGUGACAAAACCUGUUGCACGUGUAAACCCAAAUGAGAACCAGGACCAUCCUAGUCCAAUAUCAGUCCUAGAUCCAAAUUUUGAAGAAGAUGAACAUACAGCGCUGGGGUCCUCACGUUUUAUCAAGCCUGGCUGUCAUGGACUUGAGUUGCCAUUUCGUCCUUUUAGAUCAAAUUUGAUUGAUAAAUCACCACCGAUAGGAUCUAUUGCCUGGACUCUACCGUCUAAUGAUUUGGUUAUGGAUACAACAUCUUCAUAUCCCUUAAAACCAUCCUUACCCUCCCCUGGAGCAGAGGAAGAAGAAUGGUUUUUCUUGGUUCAGACACUAUUCUCAGUGGCUGGACUUGAUGUUGAGGAGCAACCUGACUCAUUUUUGGCUAGAUGGCACUCACCAGAGAGCCCAUUGAACCCAUCAUUAAGAGACAAGUACAUAGAUUUAAAUGAGAAAGAGACACUACAUGAGGCUGAGCGAAGGCGAAAGAGAUCGACCCGUAAACUUGUGUUUGAUUGUGUGAACGCAGCAUUAGUGGACAUUGUAGGAUAUGGAUCGGCUUCAUGCCAAAGAGCCAUUCCGUGCAUUGGGGCCAGUAGUAGCUCAUUGGAGAAUGGAUCAUUGAUGAUGGUGGACCAGGUGUGGGCCAGGAUGAAAAUAUGGUUUUCUGGUGACUCCAGAUAUGUUUUGGUCGAUUGUGGGGACGACGACAGCUUGGUGGUUGAGUAUGUGGUAAGAAAGGAGGUGGUGGGAAAGGGUUGGACUGAUCAUUUGAGACUGGAGAUUGAUAAUUUAGGAAAGGAAAUUGAAGGGAAGUUGCUAGAAGAGCUUGUGGAAGAUGCUGUGAUUGAAUUGACGGGUAGACUUUGA